Ostertagia ostertagi is the source of this 2550-nucleotide messenger RNA. NCBI's taxonomy places the organism in Eukaryota, Metazoa, Nematoda, Chromadorea, Rhabditida, Trichostrongylidae. The record is from the annotation of a GenBank genome assembly.
AUGAAGAAAUGCAUUGAGAUGCAUGUAACAAGCCUCUACGAGAAAAUAGCCAACGUUCCUUCUGACGAUUUAUUGAACCAGUAUUAUUCAAUGUGGAAGAUCUACUAUAAAGGAGCCAACUACGUCCAUAGGCUUUUCGGCGGCCCGCCAAUGGCUGCCUAUGCGUUGGGGCCCAAAUCUGUCGAUUUCGACAAGGUAUGGGGUAACCUACAGCCAUCGGUGAUCGAAAUCAUGAAUCUCCACCCGAUGACGAAGAAGGACUGGGACGACAAGUUUCAUGACGUCUACGAUAUUUGUGUUGCUAUACCUGAACCACUAAGUAGCCGACUAUAUACAUCAAUGAAGAAAUGCAUUGAGAUGCAUGUAACAAGCCUCUACGAGGUAGUUGGGAGGUUUUCAAUGAUAGGAUACUUAAUUAUCUAUUUAUUUCUCUAUAUAAUACCUCAAUUUUAUGGAUAUUUACAUUUCAAGAAAAUAGCCAACGUUCCUUCUGACGAUUUAUUGAACCAGUAUUAUUCAAUGUGGAAGAUCUACUAUAAAGGAGCCAACUACGUCCAUAGGCUUUUCGGAUAUCUGAAUAAUCAGUUCGUUAAAUCAAAACGCUCCGUGGAGGGUGAUGCAGUGGCCAGUUAUGCAACAUUUUUGCAGAAACCUGAUGUGAAGGAGAUAGGCUGUUUAGCAAUGGAUAUAUGGAAAGAGCGGCUGAUAGAACCAAUACUGGAUAAGCUAGUCAACUUGCUUCUUGCUGCCAUAGGUCAAGACCGCCUUGGGAACGUUCCUCCCAAUAAGGAUGUCAUAGCUGGUGUUAUUUCCUCAUUUCUCCAGAUCGAAGAGUUUGAGUACACUCCUAGUGAACCAGUUGCCCUUGGAGUGAAACUCAACUAUAGAGAACCGCCGAGGGAGUUCUAUCAAGAGGCAUUCGAGUCAAGAUUUCUAGCUUCGACGGAGGAAUAUUACUCAGGAUUGGCACAAAAACUACUAGCUGAUAUGACUUGUAGUAAAUACAUGGAAGCCGUAAUCGAAGCGUUGGAAGCAGAAGAACGCCGCUCCGCAACUUACGUGAGCCAGUCUAGCGUUUCAAAGGUGAUUCGUUUAUGCCAGGAUGUUAUGAUUAAUGCUCACAAGGAUAAGCUGCAUGCUGUUUGUCAUGAGCUGAUUACCAACGAAGAAAGGAAAGAUUUGCGCAACAUGUAUAGACUGCUGAAGCCGAUUCCGUCUGGAUUACUAGUGAUGGCAAAAGAGUUUGAAGAUUAUGUCCGCAAGAAGGGUCUUGAUUUAAUAUCUACCAUUUCUGGAGACAAUGUUCCUCAGCAAUUUGUCGAUAAUGUGUUAAAGGUGCACGAGAAGUUCCAUGCAAUGAAGACGGAAGUUUUUAUGGACGAUGGUGAUUUCGCAGGAGCACUAGAUAAGGCUCUCCAAAGCGUUGUUAAUGUGAAGGAAGGUAGUGGACCACCACGUGCAAGUGAAAGGCUAGCCAGAUACACAGACAACCUGUUGAGAAAAUCAGCAAAAGGAAUGAGUGAAUUGGAAGUGGAUCAGCAAUUGAGCAAGGCCAUAGUAAUAUUCAGAUAUAUUGAGGACAAGGACGUGUUCCAAAAGUACUAUUCCAAGAUGUUGGCCUCACGUCUGAUCAUGGGAUUUUCCGUUGCUAUGGAUGCUGAAGAAGCUAUGAUCAAUAAACUGAAGCAAGCAUGUGGCUACGAAUUCACUAGCAAGUUGUCUCGAAUGUUCACUGAUAUUGGUUUGAGUAAUGAACUAGCUGAUAAAUUCAACAAGCACCUGGAUAAAACCCACACUUCUGUUCAUGUGUCGAUGCAACCUCUUGUAUUGCAAGCUGGAUCAUGGCCGCUGUCUGCCCCACAAGCUGGAUCAAACAAUGGUAACUCUGAAACAGCUUCAUUCAUACUACCACCAAUUCUGCAGCCAUCUGUGGAGGCGUUUGAGGAGUACUACAUUGGAGCCCAUAAUGGACGAAAACUUACAUGGUUAUUCAAUAUGUCACACGGUGAAUUGCGACUGACUUAUCUGGACAAACCGUACCUUGUGUCGAUGAGCGUUCACCAAAUGUCAGUGCUUUUAUGCUUCCAAACGAAGGAUUCCGUGAAGCUUUCCGUGAUCUCUCUAGCGACUGGCAUCUCGGGUGACGCGCUACUUAGAAACGUUCGUUCUAUCGUUGACGCUAAUAUACUUACCGCUGCCACCAAGGAGUUGACGGACACCUCAGAACUGGUCUUAAACAAAUCACUGACUUGCAAAAGACUCCGAUUCCGCCUCGCUACCCCUCAGGUGGUGAAAAACGCCGAGAAAGAAGCCGAAUCUGUCAGCAAUACUGUAACACAUGACCGUAAGUACUACAUGGAAUGUGCUAUUGUACGUAUUAUGAAAACCCGUAAAGUUCUCAAGCACAAUGCUUUGAUUAGCGAAGUCGUGGAGCAGACGAGAAGCAGGUUCACACCCGAUGUAGCUUUCAUCAAGAAAAGCAUCGAAGAUCUCAUCGAGAAGUUAUACAUACAACGUACGGAUCAGAAUGAUGAAUACCAGUAUCUCGCA